UCACCACUCAGCCUCGCACCUCGAUCAAUGCUUCCAUUUGAAUUGAAGUCUUCUCGGAUCCCCUGACCACCCACUCAGCCAGUUUUCCAAUUCCUCCUCAUCGCGCGAUCUUCCAGGGAGCACAACAACCGCCCGACCGGGUCUACGGACUUCUGAAACGCUCCUUAACUUCUAUUCUUCGACCUCGCCCUGCCUUUACCCGCGCGCGCUACUUACCGCGUCUAAUUUCUUCGCUUCGUCAUCCAUUUACCGCCAACCGCCAAACAUCAUGUCCCGCGGUAACCAGCGCGAGAAGGCCCGUGAGGCUAACCUCAAGAAGCAAGCCGCUCAGAAGAAGGUCAACACCAAGAGCGGCACUGAGAUGCAGCGCGAUAAGGAAGCUGUCGCUGCCCUCAUGAGGGCCAAGCAGGCGGCCGCCGAUGCGAAGAGGGCUGCUGAGGCUGCCAAGAAGAAAUAAACGGCCAUCUCAAACAGUCCAACUACCCACGUGGUUGGAGGAGAUACGAAUCUGAUCAACGGGAACUCGUCCUUCUCGCUGCGCGAUUAUCUUUAUUUACCUCAUCCCCAUAGUCGACAGCGACUAUGAGCAGCUGCGGGAAUGCCCCCGUGUCUAUUAGACCGGGAUCGGUUUUCCCCAUCCAUCUUUAUACCGUUCGGAGUGUUUUACGGCGUCACAGACCAGGGAGGAAGACUCGGGGAGUAUCUUGAUUUAUUGGAGCAAAGCUUGGGCAUUCAUGGCGUGAGCGUGGGAAUACCAUCUUGAAUUAACACAUUUUCUUGGAAGCAUCAUCAAAUCCGGAACGCUUUUCUUCCGUGUGGGGCCGACGCAUGCUCGGUCGGCUACCGUUGUCCUUAUCGCUGUUUUGCAUGUGCGCAAACUGGCUUGUCAGACUUCUGUCUUUUGGCUGACCUCAGUAUUGCAGCUCCUUUGUUGAUUCUUACGGCAUUUGAGAAACAAGGUAAGGACAGCGACGGGAUAACAUUUCGCAGUGAAGAAGAUUAUUAAUGUGCGUAACGCUUCAAGCGACAGCUAUUCCUGACCAAGUUAUAGGUAUCCAACCGUAAUCCUGUCCCUUACCCCUUCAUGCGAUCAACUCGCAAACACUGUCCCAGCCAGAAAGGCGUGCUUCAAGUUACUGACAUGACUAGCACGGUCAAAAAAAGCUAAAGUAUACAAGUAGCAUCUUUGAUGCUACAGAAAUAAAACAUGGCAUUCCCUUCUCUAUCGCUGACUUUCUUUCAGACGAUCCAAGCAUCAGAUGCUCACAGCUAAGGUGUGUGUGCUUAGGCAGCAGGAGGAGCACCCAGAGCCAUGGCUCUAGGAAUCGAACCUUGGAUGAUGUCAGCUUUUGGUCACGGAUUCGAGAUGCAGGCGAACUACUCACCACCUACGCCACCAAAGGCGUUUACACCCUGGGCCGCAACAUUGGGGAAGGAACCGGCAGCGCAAGAGACGGCGCAUACGCACGAGCCGUCCGCGGCAACCUGGCCAACACCAGUCACAAUGUUUCCAGUUGCUUGGGCCGCACCACCAGCCACGGCUGUUGCAGUGG
Neurospora crassa OR74A is the source of this 1553-nucleotide messenger RNA. RefSeq names its product 4F5 family protein. Lineage: Eukaryota; Fungi; Ascomycota; Sordariomycetes; Sordariales; Sordariaceae. The record is from RefSeq and is a predicted model, not a curated record. The transcript has 3 exons. Bases 269 to 457 code for a protein of 62 amino acids.